Messenger RNA from Corticium candelabrum, 1821 nucleotides. RefSeq lists its product as uncharacterized. The transcript has a single exon. Lineage: Eukaryota; Metazoa; Porifera; Homoscleromorpha; Homosclerophorida; Plakinidae. The record is from RefSeq and is a predicted model, not a curated record. Bases 1 to 1821 code for a protein of 606 amino acids.
AUGGAGCCGUUGAUUGUAGUAGAUGUGAGUGAUAAGCCAGCAGUUUUGGGACGAGAUUGGCUGUCAAACCUCAAGCUUGAUUGGGCUUCUCUGUUCAAAGUUGAUAGUGGAGUUUUUGAUGUACCUGAGAAGUUUCCUCAGUUGUUUGCAGAGGGAGUAGGUACUUUGCAAGGCUAUCAAGCCAAGAUAACUUUGUCUGCAGAUGCCAAGCCACAGUUCCAUAGGCCACGCCCAAUGCCUUAUGCCUUGCAACAGAAGGUAGAGGAGGAGCUUAAUCGACUUCAGGAAGAGGGCAUUAUACAGCCAGCGGAAAACAGUGAGUGGGCAGCACCUAUCGUCAUUGUGAGAAAGGCUGAUAAUUCUAUCAGAAUUUGUGGCGAUUACAAGGUAACAAUUAACCCCUACCUGGAGAUGGACAAUUAUCCAAUGCCAAAUGCACAGGACUUGUUUGCAUCGUUAGCAGGAGGACGGUUCUUUACACGUCUGGAAAUGAAACAAGCUUACAUGCAGAUGCGAGUGGAUGCAAGCAGCCAAAGGUGUUUGACUAUCAACACUGCCAAGGGCCUGUUUGCGUACACAUGUAUGCCCUUUGGUAUUUCGACUGCACCCGGAAUUUGCCAGCGAGAAAUGGACAAUGUUCUUACAGGAAUGCCAGGAGUGUCCUGUUAUUUAGACGACAUUCUGAUUGCGGGCCAAUCCGAAGAACAACAUGACGAACGUCUUCAUCAAGUCUUGAAAAGACUGAGUCAAGCAGGACUUCGUCUGAAAAGGGAAAAGGGUGAGUUCAAGAAAACUAGAGUUGAGUACCUUGGUUAUGUUGUGGAUGGGCAUGGACUUAGACCGGCUGAGAAAAAACUGGCAGCAAUACGACAAGCUCCAGAGCCAAGUAACACAACCGAGCUAAGGGCAUUCUUAGGCCUAUUGAAUUAUUAUGGAAGGUUCUUGCCUAACCUCUCAACCAUUCUACAACCACUGCAUAGUUUGCUGCAGAAGAACACAUUGUGGGAAUGGGAUGCAAAACAAGCAAAAGCUUUCCAGCAAGCCAAACAGAAUUUGUUGGAAUCGGAUUUCUUGACGCAUUAUGACUUGAAGAAACCGGUACGUCUUGCUUGCGAUGCUCCACCGUAUGGAGUGGGAGCCUGUCUCACACAUGUAAUGUCAGACGGUAGUGAGCAACCAGUCGCUUUUGCUUCACGAACCUUGACCACGGCAGAAAGACGAUAUGCUCAAUUGGAACGAGAAGCGUUAGCACUCAUCUUUGGAGUGCGACAAUUCCAUAAGUAUUUGGUGGGAAGGCCAUUCACACUUGUAACUGACCAUCGACCACUGUUGAAGAUAUUGGGUCCGAAAGAGGGAGUACCUACUCUAGCAGCGACUCGACUACAGCGUUGGUCACUAAUUCUAAGUGCUUAUCAAUACAACUUGGAAUACACAUCAGGAUUGAGCAACAAAGAAGCUGAUCUACUUUCGAGACUACCCAUUCCAGUCAACGUAGUGGAUCCCAAUGAGCAAAUGUAUGCUAUUGAUCAUUGUGAGCAGUUACCUGUUACAGCGCAAGACAUUGCUAAGGAACUGCAGCGAGACUCCAUACUACGACAAGUUUACGAGUACACUUUGCGUGGAUGGAAGCCUAAUGUAAGUACACAGUUACUGCCGUAUGCACGACGAGCGGAUGAGCUUACAAUUGAAAACGGGUGUCUACUGUGGGGGAAUCGUGUAAUUAUUCCAUCCAAGCUUCGAGGCACAGUGUUACAAGAGAUUCACGAAGGUCAUAUUGGCCUCUGUCGAAUGAAAUCUCUGACACGAAGUUUCGUGUGGUGA